AGGAUGGAAGAACUCUAACUGAUAGCGACAGAACAGGCCCUUUCAACAUGGAGAGCGUUCCAGUUGAUGGGGAACUGGAUAGAAAUUCACAUCAUGGUGAGAACAGAGACUCUCCUGGACUAUCAAGUUUUGCUGCAAAAUGUUUGCACUACUGUAAUAAGAGUAGUGAUAAAGCUAAGAAGGCCUUUGUACUUUUCAGAGUCCAUCCAGAGAAUAGAACUUGUUUGGUUUGACUCAAAUCUUCUGCUGAACUUUUAAGGAAAGCUUGGGAACUCUUAAAAUCAUCAGUGUUCAGUGGUAACAAACAGUGAUGAACUGCCUGUAACUCCAGGAAGAAUGAACCAGCACCAGGGAAGAGAAGCCUAUUUUACUCCAACCAAAGAGUUACUCCAACCAUGUCUCAGUCCAGGAACUACCCAUAGUCAAGGUUUUGACAAAGGGAAGGAUGAUGUGUCACAAAGUAAAGACGAUUCAGCGUAUUCUAUGUCAAAAAGCAAGUCUGAAUCCAAGCUUUUCAAUGGCUCUGAGAAGGACAUCUCUCAAUCUUCAAGCAAACUUACAAAAAAAGAAUCUCUCAAGGUUCAAAAGAAAAACUACAGAGAAGAAAAGAAGAGAGCCACGAAAGAAUUACUUAGCACAAUCACGGACCCCUCAGUUAUUGUUAUGGCUGACUGGUUGAAGAUUCGUGGUACCUUGAAAAGCUGGACCAAACUGUGGUGUGUACUGAAACCAGGAGUGUUGCUUCUUUACAAAACUCCCAAAAACGACCAGUGGGUAGGAACAGUGCUGCUGAACGUUUGUGAACUCAUUGAGAGGCCUUCUAAAAAAGAUGGGUUUUGUUUCAAACUUUUUCAUCCUUUGGAGCAGACCAUAUGGGCUACAAAGGGCCCUAAAGGUGAAGCAGUUGGUGCUAUAACUCUGCCGUUGCCCACCAGUUACUUGAUUGUCCGAGCCGCUUCAGAAUCAGAUGGCAGGUGUUGGAUGGAUGCUCUGGAGCUAGCACUGAAGUGUUCAGGUCUGCUUAAACGUACAAUGAUUAGGGAAGGUAAAGAACACGACUUGAACUCCUCAGCCGACAGUACUCAUGUCUCUUUCUAUGGUCUGAUUCGUGCUAACAACUUACACAGUGGAGAAAACUUACCGUUAAAUGACAGUGAAAUGGAAAGGCAUCACUUCAAAGAUCAAGAUACCUACUCUGACAAGUCUGAUAAGGAAAAUGACCACGACCAUGAGGAAUCUGACAAUGAUGGUUUGGGGAAAAGUGAAGAAAGCGAUAGUGACACAUCGGAGCGACAGGAUGAUUCUUAUGUCGAUCCAGAACCAAUUGAUAUCAAGGAAACCAUUUACUUAGAACAGAAUCAUGAAGAACUUGGGGAGGCAGGUGAGGCUGCUCAGACAGAAGAAGUGUCAGAAGAAAACAAAAGUUUGAUUUGGACACUGUUGAAGCAAGUCAGGCCAGGAAUGGACUUGUCCAAGGUUGUACUGCCUACAUUUAUUUUGGAACCUCGCUCUUUCCUGGACAAGCUGUCUGAUUACUACUACCAUGCAGACUUUCUGUCUGAAGCUGCUCUUGAAGAGAAUGCUUACAACCGCAUGAAAAAAGUAGUGAAAUGGUAUUUAUCAGGAUUCUACAAAAAGCCAAAGGGACUAAAAAAGCCGUACAAUCCGAUACUUGGGGAGUUUUUCCGCUGCAUGUGGAUUCAUCCAAGGACAAACAGCAAGACUUUUUAUAUUGCAGAACAGGUGUCACAUCAUCCUCCAGUAUCUGCCUUCUAUGUUAGCAACCGUAAAGAUGGUUUUUGCCUUAGUGGUAGCAUUCUGGCCAAAUCAAAAUUCUAUGGGAAUUCAUUAUCUGCCAUACUAGAUGGAGAAGGACGGCUAACGUUUCUAAAUAGGGGAGAAGAUUAUGUAAUGACAAUGCCAUAUGCCCAUUGUAAAGGAAUUCUUUAUGGAACAAUGACCUUGGAGCUUGGAGGAAUAGUCAACAUCACCUGUGAGAAAACUGGCUACAGUGCAACAAUUGAAUUCAAACUCAAGCCUUUUUUGGGUAACAAUGACAGUGUUAACCAAAUAUCAGGGAGAAUUAAGCUUGGCAAAGAAGUUCUGGCCUUAUUAGAGGGUCACUGGGACAGUGAAGUUAUUAUUAGUGACAAGAAGACAGGUGUUUCAGAGACAUUCUGGAACCCAACAUCUGAUAUGAAACAGCGUAGAUUACAUAGAUACACUGUGAAGUUUGAGGAGCAAGAUGACUUUGAGUCAGAGAAGCUUUGGCAACAAGUGACAAAAGCAAUAAAUAAUAAAGACCAAACAGAAGCUACUCAGGAGAAGUAUAUUCUGGAAGAAGCUCAGAGAAAGAGUGCCAAAGAGAGGAAACUUAAGGGUGAAGAGUGGACAUGCAAGCUGUUCGAUCAGGAUUCAGUCACAGGAGAGUGGCACUACAAAUAUGCUGAUACCAGACCAUGGGACCCUUUGAAUGAUAUGAUCCAGUUUGAAAAAGAUGGCACAAUCCAGACAAAAGUUCGACAUCGGACACCAAUGGUGACUGUUCCAAAAAUCAAACGAAAGCCAGCCAGUCAGAAGAAAGGAGAGUGUGGUUUCUCAUCCCCAGAGCCUGAUAACCAGGAUUCCUCUGGGAGUGAAGCACAACUUUUGAAGCAUAAUACAAGAAUAAGAAAAAAAGGGACAGAUCUUGGUGAACUGCAGGGUGCCAUUGAGUCUAUAAAGGACACACAGGAAGACAUUAAGAGGGAGAUCAUGGCACUACGAAAUAGAGUCACUUCUCAUUCAUCACCCUGGGACUACCAUUCCUUGCAGUUUAAGCACUAUGUCUUCAUUGUACUCAUGGUUCUGCUGCAGCUUAUCAUUAAUUUCUUGUUCAAAUAAGUGUGAACAAGGGCCUUCUUGAACUGGAAUGAUCAAACUGUUACUGGGGACCACAUUUUAAGCUGGACUUUAAAUGAUGCAAUAUUAUGUAAAAGAACCAUGUAGCAACAACUUACAGAACUUUGCCUCAGCAUUCAUGGUUCAGAAUCAUACUUGUGUCUACCCAGUUGCAGUAAGAAUUGUGUAAGUGCCAGUACACUCUUGCUCCUGGUGUGUGCCUCUGUCUCGCAGUCAUACAACAUCAGCCUUGUGUUUAUAUUGCGUCAUACCGAUGAAUCUGCACCACAGAAUAGAUCAAGUUAAACACUGAGGUCAGACCCCAUAGGUAGGAUGUGAUUCCUGUUAUGGUAGAAUGGUAGACAGGCAUUCUUCAUUACAUAUAAACUUAUAAUUUUUGUAACAAAGAAACUUUUGGAGUAGCCAACAGCUUUUGUAUAUGGCUUUGGGUGUUUGGAAGUAAACUUUUGUUAAAGGUCAAACAAAUACAUUAUUAUAUGAAAAAUUAUGAGUGUUAGGAAAUGGCAAGUAAAAAGCUAAAGUCUUUGGGAAAUCUGCAACAUAAUGUCCUUGACUGGUUUUGGAAGUAUAAGGUUUUUAUCCUGAAUUACUAUAAGCUUGUAAGCCAGCUGUUUUAUAGUUUUAAAACUUCUGAUUGAUCACAAAAACAUUCCCACAUCUACUGUACAGAGCACAUUUUUAACAGUAAAACAGCCAGGGAGGUACUGUUUUGGUCUACUCUCUCUCAUGAAUUGCAAAUGUCAAGGAUUUCUGGUAUGUUUGUAAGUCUUGAAAAAUCUACAGCUUUGGAUUUACGUUUGUGUAUGGCCAUGUCACGGUAAGCAGACAGACUGCUGAUGCCACAACUCAUGGUUAUUUUUGGAACAAAAUGUGAAGAGGUAUGCUUAGUGUGUAGCUUGAGCUCAAUCUCCAAAAGGCAAUGUAGAAUAGGAUUCAGCUACUGUCGUGAGUAGACUUGCAAAUGAAAAUGUGUGUGUUUACACAUGGAAAGGUCAGAAAUUGUGUGAUGGCUAAUACCACAUAUCUCAAAUAAGAAGAAAAUCCAAGUGUUUGUGAAAUCCCUCUUUACUGCAAGUAUAUACUACCUACCAGAAUACAUGGAUGCACCUUCUUAGUAUGCUGUAGCCAUACAAAUUCAUGCAAAGCUUAAAUUCAAAACCAGGUUUUGUAAUAUUUUUUAUUUGAAGAAAUAUAUGCAUGUAUAGAAUUUGUAAAAUUCCAGCAAAAAAAGUAGUGCUGGUGUUUAUCUGGCGAGUUCCCUGUGCCAGUCAAGCAUACCAAGGCAA
Poecile atricapillus (Black-capped chickadee) is the source of this 4187-nucleotide messenger RNA. Its product is annotated as oxysterol-binding protein-related protein 8-like. The transcript has 24 exons. Gene Ontology annotation, molecular function: cholesterol binding. Gene Ontology annotation, cellular component: intracellular membrane-bounded organelle; membrane; cytosol. The coding region runs from base 337 to 2883 and encodes 848 amino acids. The record is from RefSeq and is a predicted model, not a curated record. Lineage: Eukaryota; Metazoa; Chordata; Aves; Passeriformes; Paridae.